AACACAGAUUGGGAAGAGAUAUUGGUUUCAGGAUAAGCAAGGUGGAGGUGGAGCCUUGUUAGCCGGGGCCAGGCGCCCAAAGGACAGGUCAGACCGGUUUCUUCCCACUCGAUACUUUUUCUCUCCUCGGCUUUCGAAUCCGGCGGUAAGAGAGUGCUGGAUAGCGUGUCUUGUGAAGGAAAAGACAAGGAGGUUUCUCAACACACUCUCAACAUUAACCACAUAAAGGAAUUUCAAGAUGGCAGAGGAAGGAGGCCAGUAUUAUGGAAAGAACGGCGAGCCGAGGAAGUAUGACCCCUCUUUUAAGGGCCCGACCCAGAAGAGGAGCUGCACAGACAUCGUGUGCUGCAUCCUCUUCGUUCUUGCCAUUGUGGCCUAUAUUGGAGUAGGAAUACUUGCUUGGACGCAGGGGGACCCCAGGAAAGUGAUCUAUCCCACAGACAGUCAAGGCCAAUUCUGCGGGCAAGCUGGCACCCCACUCGAGAAAAAGAGGCUCUUGUUCUACUUCAACAUCCUGAAGUGCGCCAGCCCAGUGGUGCUGCUGGAAUUACAGUGUCCGACCACGCAGAUGUGUGUGGAGAAAUGCCCUGAGAAGUUCAUGACGUUGACGAACGCCCUCGCCAGCAGACAGGACUUUGACUACUACAAGACCUUCUGCAUGGAAGGCGUGACGAACGCAAUGGGUAUAGCAAACAUCCUCAGUUCUGGGCUGUGUCCUGCCAUGCUGACCCCCAGCAAGCCUUUCACUCGCAGGUGCUUCCCAGCUUUGGGCAAUAGAGGAGGAGUCAUAACUGUGGGAAACGUCUCCAAGUUUGACGAUGGAACAAGAAUGAGGGAUGCCAAAGACCUUUUGGAUGGAGUUACGAAUGCGACUGUGGUCAUUGAAGCCCGUCAGGUGGUCAUGAAGAUCUUCGAGGAUUACACGCAGUCCUGGUACUGGAUCCUAAUAGGUUUAGUUAUCGCGAUGGUCCUCAGUCUGCUCUUCAUCGUCCUCCUGCGCUUCCUGGCUGGGAUCAUGGUCUGGGUCAUGGUUGCCCUGGUGAUAAUUGUCAUAGGAUACGGUAUCUUUCACUGCUACAUGGAGUACGCCCACCUGAAGGGGGAGCCCGGCGCUGAUGUGACUCUACAGGAUCUUGGCUUUCAGACGGACUUCGCGGUCUACCUUCAGAUCAGACAGACCUGGCUGGCCUUCAUGAUCAUCCUCGCCAUUGUGGAGGUCAUAAUCAUCCUCCUGCUCAUCUUCCUCAGAAAAAGGAUUCUAAUUGCCGUAGCACUCAUCAAGGAAGCCAGCAAGGCGAUUGGACAUGUGAUGUGUUCCCUCUUAUACCCACUCUUCACUUUUCUGCUCCUGGCCCUGGUCAUCGCCUACUGGGCAGUGACUGCUGUCUUCCUGUCUACCUCCAGCGAGCCCAUCUACAAGGUGAUCAACGAGACCGCGUGCCAGCACUCAAGGAAAACAUGCGACCCGGCCAACUACUCGACCUCCACCAUGAAACAAGAGUGCCCUGACUCGGAGUGUCAUUUUGCCUUUUACGGCGGAGAGACCCCUUACCACAAAUACUUGAUCGGCCUGCAGUUCUACAACGUCUUCCUCUUCUUUUGGUGCGCUAACUUCGUCACCGCGCUGGGUCAGAUGACCUUAGCCGGGGCUUUUGCUUCCUACUACUGGGCUUUUGACAAGAAAAAAGACAUGCCUUCCUUCCCAGUCUUUUCGUCCCUCGGUAGAUCUCUCAGGUAUCACACAGGAACUCUGGCAUUUGGCUCGCUGAUCCUUUCAAUAUGCCAGAUCAUCAGGGUUCUGCUGGAGUAUCUGGACCAUAAACUGAAAGGUGCCCACAACAAGUGUACCAGGUUCCUCCUGUGCUGUCUGAAGUGCUGCUUUUGGUGCCUGGAGAAAUGCAUCAAGUUCCUCAACAGAAAUGCCUACAUCAUGGUGGCAAUAUAUGGCAAAAACUUCUGCACUUCUGCCCGGGAUGCCUUCUUCCUUCUCAUGAGGAAUUUGAUCAGGGUGGCGGUGUUGGACAAAGUGACAGAUUUUCUCCUGUUUUUGGGCAAACUGCUCAUUGUCGGACUCGUGGGAGUCUUUGCUUUCUUCUUCUUCUCGGGGAGAGUAAAGGUCUUUGCGGACACUGCGCCCAAUCUCCACUAUUACUGGGUGCCCAUACUGACGGUGGUGGUAGGCUCCUACCUCAUAGCCCAUGGAUUCUUCAGUGUGUACGCCAUGUGUGUGGACACGCUCUUCCUCUGCUUCUGUGAAGACCUGGAGCGCAACGACGGUUCAGCCGCGAGGCCUUAUUACAUGUGUCCAUCUCUCCGCCGGCUUCUGCUGCAGAGUGGGAGUCGAAGGGCUUCCGCGCAGGACGGAGACGACAUGAGUCAGUCGCAGCAAGGCGUUAGGGAGGAGGAAGUGAUCUUAAAUGUCCACAGUCCCGCCGCCAAGAGGCGAUCUCUUGAAAAAAGACGUUCUCUUGAAAAAAGACGAUCAGGUUAUUCUCCAAAAUAGAGAAGGGUCGGUCUCUUUUAGGGGUGAUGUUGCAGCUCUCUUCUAUUCAAGUUUUAUUCUACUGUGAUCUAUUCCAUGAAGGUCUUCCACCGGAGAUAAGACGCUAAAGUCCCCUCGAAUGCGUCGUCUCCCGUUUUUGAUUGUAUCGUGUCGGGAAAGAUGUUCUAUGUUGGAAGUGUGACGGGAGUCCUUUAAAGUCACAGAUGUGCCUCAUGCCCUGAUGAUGAUGAUGAUGAUGAUGGUCGGCAUUAUUGGUGCGUCCUAAUCACGGUUUAACACGUACCUCGGUUGUAAGAUGACUGUUUUUGUAGCAGUAGGGGAACAAAAUGUACAUAAAUAGCGUUUGUGUUUUUUACUUUUAAAAUGAAACUUCCAAUAAAUGACGUUAUUAACCCACUGGGGAUAUUUGAUUGUAUAAUCUUCAAAGGGCGUUAAAUAUUUAGGAUUUAUGUACUAAAUAUACUGUAUUUUUCUGACUAUAACCGGACCCACACCAACUAAAUUUUUAAAGGGAUAUUUUUUUUUCUUCCAUUUAUUAGCCCCACCAGUAUAUUAGCCACACCAGACUACAAGCCGCACCAGUAUAUAAGCCGGAUGCCAAACAUUUUUGAAAAAUUUUUUUUUUUCAUAUUGUAGUCGCACCGAACUAUAAACUGCACCAGUGUGUAAGCCGCACCCAAAACAUUUUAGAAUAUUUUUUUUCUUCCGUAUAUUAGCUGCAUCAAACUGCAAGCCGCACUAGAUGCUGGAUGCACAAAAUUUUAAAAGAAAAAACACACAAAAAAAAAAAAAAAUGUAAUAUACACCCACUAAAUUUUGUGACAAAAUAUUUGUGAUAUAAACUGCACCCACAAGAUUUUAGAAGGAAGAUUUUUUUUUCUUUCAUAUAUUUAGCCACCACAAAUUUAGUUUAAUUUUAGAAGAAAAAAAUAUACUACAAGUCGCAUUAUCAUAUUAGCCACACCCAAAAAAUUAGGGGAAAAAAAAGUUCAUUUAUUAGCCCCACCAGUGUACAAGCUGGAUGCGCAAAAUUUUUGAAUUUUUAUUCCUAUAUUAGUUGGACAAGACUAUAAACUGCACCGGUAUAUAAUCCACACUCCCAAGUUUUUAGAAGGAAAAAAAAACUUUUUUUUCUCCAUAUAUUAGCCGCACCAGUAUAUAAGCCGGAAGCCCAAAUUUUUAGAAUAAACUUUUUAUUUUCAUAUCGUAGCCACACCGGACUAUAAACUGCACCAGUAUAUAAAGCCACAACAUUUUAGAAGAAAAACAAAAUAUUUUUUUCAUAUAUUAGCCGCACCAAACUACAAGUUGCACCAGAGGUUGGACACACAACAUUUUAGAAAAAAGAAAUCAACCAAAAAUAAAAAAGACAUAUAUAUAUCCAUCCAUCCAUCCAUUUUCUACCGCUUAUUCCCUUUCGGGGUCGCGGGGGGUGCUGGCGCCUAUCUCAGCUACAAUCGGGCGGAAGGCGGGGUACACCCUGGACAAGUCGCCACCUCAUCACAGGGCCAACACAGAUAGACAGACAACAUUCACACACUAGGGCCAAUUUAGUGUUGCCCAAAAAAAAAAAAGUAAUAUACUCUCAGUAUAUAAGCCGCACCCACUAAAUUUUGGAAGAAAAAACUUUUUAUAUUAUAGCCACACCGGACUAUAAGCCGCUCCCACAAGAUUUUAGAAGGAAUAUAUAUUUUUUUUCAUAUAUUUAGCCGCACCACAAAUUUAGUUGAAUUUUAGAAGAAAAAAAUAUACUUUUCAUACACUAUAAGUCGCAUCAUCAUAUUAGCCGCACCCACUAAAUUUGGAAGAAAAAAAGUUAAUUUAUUAGCCCCACUAGCGUACAAGCCGGAUGGGCAACAUUUUUGAAUUUUUAUUCCCAUAUAUUAGUUGCACAAGACUAUAAACUGCACCGGUAUAUAAUCCACACUCGCAAGUUUUUAAAAGGAAAAAAAACCUUGUUUUUGUUCAUAUUUUAGCCGCACCAGUAUAUAAGCCGGAAGCCCAAAUUUUUAGAAUAAAGUUUUUUUUUCCCUAUCGUAGCCGCACCGGACUAUAAACUGCACCAGUAUAUAAAGCCACAAAAUUUUAGAAGAAAAACAAAAUAUUUUUGUCAUAUAUUAGCCGCACCAAACUACAAGUCGCACCAGAGGUCGGACACACAAAAUUUUCGAAAAAAAGAAAUCAACCAAAAAUAAAAAAAAGACAAAUAUGUAUAUAUAUAUAUAUAUAUAUAUAUAUAUACUCUUUCACAAAAUUUGAAGACAUUUUUUCCCCAUGUAUUAGUCACACAGGACUAUAAGCUGCCUGUAUAUAAACCACACUCGCACAUUUUUGGGGAUUUUUUUUUUAUAUAUCAGUAUGUUAGCUGUACCCACCAAAUUUUAGAUUUCCUUUUUUUAAAUUUUUUUUUUUUAAAUCAUAUGUACCGGACUAUAAACCGCACCAGUGUAUAAGCCGCACCCAAAACAUUUUAGAAUAGUUUUUUUUUGUUCCAUAUAUUAGCUGCAUCAAACUGCAAGCCGCACCAGAUGCCGGACGCACAAAAUUUUAAAAAACAAAAAAAAUGUAAUAUACUCUCAGUAUAUAAGCCGCACCCACUAAAUUUUGGAAGAAAAUACUUUUUAUAUUAUAGCCACACCGGACUAUAAGCUGCACCAGUGUAUAAGCCGGACGGCCAAAAUUUUACAAAAAAAAUUUUUUUUUUUCCAUAUUGUAGCUGCACCGGACUUUAAACUGCACCAGUAUAUAAGCUGCACCCACACAAUUUUAGAAGAAAAACUAAAUAUUUUUUUCAUAUAGUAGCCGCACCAAACUACAAGCCGCACCAGAAGCCGGACGCACAAAAUCUUAGAAGAAAACUAAAAAUGUUUUUUCAUUUACCAAGUCGCAUCAGUAUACUAGCCCCACCCACUAAAUUUGGAAUAAACAGAAAAAAAUCAUGUUAUUUGCCGCACCAGCAUAUAAACCGGAUGCACAAAAUUUUAAAAUUUUUAUUCUUGUAUAUUAGUCGCACAGGACUAUAAACAUUCGCAAGUUUUUUAGACGGAAAAAAAAAGUUUUCAUAUAUUAGCCACCAGUAUAUAAGCCAGACACCCAACAUUUUAGAAAAAAAAGUUUUCACAUAUUAGCCGCACCGGACUAUUACGCUGCAUCAGUAUGUAAGCCGCACCCAAAAAAUGUUUGAAGAAAUUUUUUUACUCCUGUAUAUUAGUAUAUGACAUUUUAGAAUUUUUUUUCAUAUUUUAGCCAAGCAGGACUAUCCGCCGCACCCACUAAAUUUGAGAAAAAACAUUUUUUUUCAUAGAAGAAUUAUAUUAGCCACACCAAACUAUAAGCCGCACCAGUAUGUAAGCCACACGCCCAAAAUUUUUGAAAAAAAAAGUUUUCACAUAUAAACCGCACUGGACUAUUAAUCUGCAUCAGUAUAUAAGCCACACUCACUAAAUUUUUUGAAUAAUUUUUUUCCCCAUAUAUUAGCUGCACCAUAAGACAUUUUAGAAGACUUUUUUUUUUUCCAUAUUUUAGCUGCACAGGACUAUCCGCCACACUUGUACUGUAUAUAAGCCGCACCCACUAAAUUUUAGUUGUUUUUUGUUUUUCAUAGAAGAACAAAAUCUUAAAAGAAAACAAAAUAUUUGUUUACAUUGCAUCAGUAUAUUAGCCCCACACACUAAAUAAAAAAAAAAAAAAAAAAAAUGUAUUUGUUGCACCUACAAGCCACACCACACAAUUUUCACAUUUCCCCCCCCCCAUAUAUUAGUCGCACAGGACUAUAAACUGCACCAGUAUAUAAUUCACACUUGCAAAUUUUUAGUAGGAAAAAAAUGUGUUCAUUUAUUAGCCACACCCACCAAAUUUUUUAAAUAAAA
This is a messenger RNA of Nerophis ophidion (straightnose pipefish), 6372 nucleotides long. Its product is annotated as choline transporter-like protein 2. Gene Ontology annotation, cellular component: membrane. The coding region runs from base 239 to 2503 and encodes 754 amino acids. Gene Ontology annotation, molecular function: choline transmembrane transporter activity. The record is from RefSeq and is a predicted model, not a curated record. Gene Ontology annotation, biological process: choline transport; transmembrane transport. The transcript is spliced from 22 exons. NCBI's taxonomy places the organism in Eukaryota, Metazoa, Chordata, Actinopteri, Syngnathiformes, Syngnathidae.